GACCAGGCAGGUGCAGCACCUAGUACAGGUGUGUUUGACUGUUAGACGGACGAGGACGCAGCCGGCAGCAGUUUUCCGUCCAUUCAGCUCAAAGACCUGCUAAUAGACCUGCACGGACAGAACCAGAGAAAGAAAUGAACUGGGGUUUUCUAGAGAAUGUUCUGAGUGGGGUGAAUAAAUACUCCACUGUGGUUGGACGGAUCUGGCUGUCCGUCCUCUUCAUCUUCCGCAUCCUCGUCUUCGUGGCUGCUGCAGAGCAGGUGUGGAAAGAUGAAAGCAAGGAUUUUGUGUGUAACACUCAGCAGCCCGGCUGUGAGAAUGUUUGCUUCGACCACUUCUUCCCCAUCUCUCAGGUGAGACUGUGGGCUCUGCAGCUGAUCAUGGUCUCCACACCUUCCCUGCUGGUGGCCCUGCACGUGGCGUAUCGUGAGCACAGAGAGAGCAAAUACGGCAAAAAGCUCUAUGAGGACAAAGGCAGGAUAGAUGGGGGUCUGUUGUGCACUUAUCUGCUCAGUCUGGCACUGAAAACAGCUUUUGAGGUGGGGACACUUCUGACCUUCUAUCUCCUGUACAACGGCUUCGACGUGCCCCGACUGUUGCAGUGCGAGGAGACCCCCUGUCCCAACCUGGUGGACUGCUACAUUUCCAAAGCCACGGAGAAGAAGAUCUUCCUCUACAUCAUGGGCUGCACCUCAAUACUGUGCAUCAUUCUGAACGUGACUGAGACGCUGUACAUCAUAUCCAAACAGUGCUGGAAAUGCUUCAGCAAGAGAUACAUUCCAGUGAAUCAUAAGGAGACCUGCCCUUGUCAUCCGCCGCCAACCCUCACCCUCGGCUCGCCUGGACCAAAGCCUGAAUCUGUCAGUAAAGAGAAGGGGAUUCAGUUUCAGUCACCGCAGCUGGCGAAGGAACCAACCUGAGCAGUUUGAUACAUCUCACUUUACACCAGUUUCUGCACAUUUGCACAAAAAUACAUGUAUAAUCUGUAAAUAGUGUGAUUGUAUAAGGAUCCCUGUUUUUUAUGUAUGUACUCAGAUUUAUGUUCUUAUGUUCAUUUUAAUAUAACUAUGUCAUUAAAGAGUCUACAUAUGUCUUGUA
Astyanax mexicanus (Mexican tetra) is the source of this 1098-nucleotide messenger RNA. It is a transcript of the gene gjb7, whose product is annotated as gap junction protein beta 7. Gene Ontology annotation, biological process: cell communication. The transcript has 4 exons. NCBI's taxonomy places the organism in Eukaryota, Metazoa, Chordata, Actinopteri, Characiformes, Acestrorhamphidae. The record is from RefSeq and is a predicted model, not a curated record. Gene Ontology annotation, cellular component: connexin complex. The coding region runs from base 135 to 920 and encodes 261 amino acids.